AUGGAGUCUGGCGAGCAUAAUGGGCCCAGUGCGAGGCGUCCUGCCAUGCCUGGACCGCCCGCAAAGCGGCGACGGAAGCAGCGGCAGAAUGCUGGUCGACAAGUGCUCGCAAGAAAAGAGGAUGGCAAUGAACCCCUCAUGGUGGCUGUUAAGCAGGAGAAUCCGGAGUUUGACAGGUCCUCUUCUGCCGAGGAAGCUGCAGAGGAGUCUGGACAACCAGAUCAGGAGGUCGUCUCGGCUCGAGUCGAGGCCGAGAAGCGCUGCCGUGAGGAGCUGCAAAAACGGCUGAAGGCAGAGGAAGAGGAGCUCAGACGGCGACAAAUCAAUCCACCCGAGAGGACCCCGGUGGUGGUGCCUGCUCGGAUCCAGGUGCCCUCGCUGCUCAGUGAAGUGGAGCGCCGGGCCCGCGCGGAACUCCAGGCGAGGCUCAAGGAAGAGGAGCGCCUUAUUCAAGAAGAGAGGGCCAAAGCCCAGCUUCAAGCGAGGCUGCAGGCUGAAGCUGCGCAGGCACAGGCCAAGGCUAUGGCAGAGGCACAGAAGGCGCAGGCGGAGGCCGCAAAGGCUCGUGCCAAGGCGGAGACUGAGGCCCAAGCCCGUGCGCGGGCAGCAGAGGAGGCCAGGCAGAAGGCGAAGAGCGAGGCCGAGGCGAGUGCGGCAAGGGCCAAGGCCAAGGCGAAGCUCGAGCAGCAGCGGGCCGCGGCAAAAGCCAAGGUCGUUGCUCGCCCAGAGCAAGAGGUGAAGGCCAAAGCCAAGGCAGCAACGCCGGCCGCAGGUGCCAGCCGAGCCCCACCGCCAGCGCAGGCGGAAGAUGCGCUCGUCGCGGUCAAGAAGGAGACUUCCAGGUCUCCGAGCCCUGGCCAGGAGGCUUCCAAAGCGGGCCGGCCUCGCAAGGCCGAGGAGAAGAUGCCGCCGCAGCACGUGGAGGAGAAGUCACGGCCUGCUCCGACGAAGCAGAAGCCUGUGCCGGUGGCUGCUCGCGGCCCGCGGCCAGAGGGUGUAAAGGCUUCAGCGUCGAAAGCCAAGGCUACUCCGCCUCUACAGCAAGGAAGCAAAGCCAAGCCAGGCGUCUCGGCGUCUAGGAAGAACGGCGGCCCGGCCAACGUUUCUCGAGAUCGCUCCCUCGCUGCCCUCUGUGCACCUCUGCUCGCUUCCAACAUUGAGGCGCUCUCAGUCGCAUGGCCGCUGAGGCAAGAGGAGCAGAGGGUUUGUUCCAAGCUGCGGGAGGGUGAGACAGGCGUGCUCCUGCCUCUUUUCAAAGAUGAGUGGUCCUGGAAUUUGGACCUCCGGCGAGUGCUCUACUUCUUGGGCCUGGGCUACCUCUUCUGCGGUGUAGGGGUUGUGUCGGACAUUUUUAUGAGCUCCAUCGAGGAGAUCACGGCGAAGACCACGAAGAAGAUGAAUCCGACCACCGGGGACUUCGUGAGGGUGAAGGUCUGGAAUGCCACAGUUGCCAACCUGACCCUGAUGGCACUUGGUUCUUCAGCGCCGGAGAUCUUGCUGAGUAUCAUUGAGCUUGUUGGCAACCGAAUGUACAGUGGCGAGCUGGGACCCUCAACGAUUGUGGGCAGCGCAGCCUUCAACCUACUUUGCAUCAUUGCCGUUUGCAUUUGUGCGAUCCCAGCCGGGGAGGUGCGCAAGAUCAAAGAGGUUCCCGUGUUCGUCGUCACGACUUGCUUCUCCAUCUUCGCCUACUUGUGGCUUCUCAUGAUUCUUCUGGUCACCAGCCCCAACGUGGUCGAGAUCUGGGAAGGUGUUUUCACAUUCCUCUUCUUCUGGAUUUUGAUUGCUAUCGCAUACAUGGCCGACCGUGGAUAUUUUGGUUGCAGGUCGGCAGAGGACGAGGAGGACGAAGAGGCUCAGCAGUACCGAAGCAGGGUCAUCAGUGCCGAGCUCAGCGCGGAGGAUUUGGCGAAGAUCCAGAGCCACCUCCUGCAGGUCCACGGCCACCACCUCACAGACGAAGAGCUCAUCAAGCUCAUCGAGGCCGAGCAGAAGGCCGAAACUCCCCGGACGAAGGAUCCCACCGGCGCGAACAUGCGAAAGGUUGCUCCCAUGGAUGCAGAGGAGGCUCCAGCGGCGAAGAUCGCAGGCCAGGGAGACAACGUGACUCCACCAAAGGCCUUGGACCUAAGCUGGUCCGUUGAGGGUGGCUUGCUGGGGCUAGCAGCUGGAGUCUUUUCCAGAACAGAAGAAUGGAGCCUGCAGGGGGCAAGGAAGUGGGAGGAGGGAGUUGGGGCGCAGCUCCAGCUCUUCAGCAUACCGGCCGCAUCCCCGGGCGCCAGCAUGAAGCCACAGGGAGCCCCUGUUGCCACUUGCUACGCAGCUAAUGAUGGUGUGGAAAACACGAAGCUCCGAGCUUCUCCGCGGUGGAAGAAACAGAUGGACUUGUGGAAGUUCGAGCUUGAGAUCCUCGAGGAGAAGUGGGGUGUGAAGGUGUGGCGUCAGUUAGACGGCUCGCUUGUGAUAAAGGGACACAUGGAGUCGUUCAGUGAUUGCGUCGUCCAUAUGGAGCAUGCCAUGAAGGAAUUGGAGAAACAAGGUGUCAAAGUGCAUGAGAUUGCAGGUGGCUAUGUGAUGUUCAGGCAUGCGAAUCUUUGGGAUGUGCAAGAGAAUGACGCUUACAUCUACAUUGGUGAAGAUGACCUCGAGAAGAUCUACGAAGAGGAGAACGACAUGGUACCAGGUGCGGUGUUGUCGGACACUGGGCCAGAGCAUGCCGAAAUGCUCUUGACGACAGAGGACGUGCCUCGGCAGCGCGGCAUCGUGGAUAUAGCGGCCCAAGGCGGCCUCGUGGGCAAGGCAGCCCUCUUGCAGCUGACAGCCUACGUGGAGGAGGACAUGGCCGAUGCUCCAAUGGCUGAUGACCUUGUUGAAGAUGAUCUUCCAGAUGUGGAGACACUGGUCAAAAGAACAGAGUUCAGAGGACAGUUCGCGGAUGUCCAGCGGGAGCUCUCGUUCGACGCAGCCAGAUCUCCAUGGCAGGCUGGAAAGACUGAGCGUGCCGGAGCCCACUACAAGCGUGUCUAUGACAAGGCGAUCGACUCUACCUUUGCAAGUUCGUGGGGAGAGAUCUAA
Symbiodinium sp. CCMP2592 is the source of this 3075-nucleotide messenger RNA. The record is from the annotation of a GenBank genome assembly. Lineage: Eukaryota; Dinophyceae; Suessiales; Symbiodiniaceae.